Anopheles darlingi is the source of this 1075-nucleotide messenger RNA. Its product is annotated as beta-1,4-N-acetylgalactosaminyltransferase bre-4-like. The transcript has 4 exons. Gene Ontology annotation, molecular function: N-acetyl-beta-glucosaminyl-derivative 4-beta-N-acetylgalactosaminyltransferase activity. The annotation marks the transcript as partial. Gene Ontology annotation, biological process: glycosphingolipid biosynthetic process; carbohydrate metabolic process. The record is from RefSeq and is a predicted model, not a curated record. Lineage: Eukaryota; Metazoa; Arthropoda; Insecta; Diptera; Culicidae.
GCUAGUGGAGAAAGGUUAAAUGGAACUGCUGCUAUAUUAAUCGGCUCUCUUCCUGUCACGACAAAUGUAACACCUAUACGGCUGAUUGGGCUGAACUCUGUGCCUGGUGCUAGUUCCUACAAGGAAGAAGAAAAUGCUCCACAAGAAUCAAUCGAUACAUUUACCGCCGAAAUUUGCCCACCGAUUCCUCCAAAUCUUGAGGGGCCAAUCAAUGUAGAUACCACUUACGAACCGCUGAACGUGAUAGAAGAUCGGUACAAAAACAAACUACAACCUGGAGGACAGUUUAAACCACCCGAUUGCAUGGCGCGCAAUCGAGUAGCCAUUAUUGUUCCAUAUCGUAAUCGCGAGCAGCAGUUGCCGAUCUUCCUCAAAAAUCUACACCAAUUUCUCAUGAAACAACAGCUCGAUUAUGGAAUUUACAUUGUUGAGCAAACGCCUGGAUUAUCGUUUAACAGAGCUGCGCUUAUGAAUAUCGGCUUUACGGAGGCUAUGAAGCAGCGGAACUGGGAGUGUCUGAUAUUUCAUGAUAUCGAUCUGUUGCCAAUGGAUGAUCGUAACCUCUAUACUUGUACCGAUCAACCGCGCCACAUGUCGGUCGGGAUGAGUACAUUCGAUUUUAAGCUGCCCUACGAAACAUUCUUUGGUGGUGUCUCAGCAAUGACCGUACAACAAUUCCGUAAGGUAAACGGAUUUUCCAACGUCUAUUGGGGAUGGGGAGCUGAAGAUGACGACAUGUCAAUGAGGAUAAAACAUUUUGGCUUCCACAUUUUACGUUAUCCUGUUAAUAUAGCACGAUACAAGAUGCUGAAUCAUGAAAAGGAGAAAGGGAAUCCGAAAAGGUUCGAACUAUUAGGAAACGGUGAAAAGCGCUAUGACAAUGAUGGGCUAAACUCGCUGCAUUAUCAACUAAUUAACCUUGUAAAGAAACCUCUUUAUACAUGGAUUCGCACCGCGAUUGCACCAGAUGCAAGUGUAUAGAAUUGGUUGAUUUUAUCCAGAUAUGCAGAUUUAGUUAUUAACUGGCAUUAACUCCACAGGGCAGCUGAUGAUUACCAUUUCUAGCAGAUUGGCU